Molecule: messenger RNA, 1559 nt
Organism: Linum tenue
Lineage: Eukaryota; Viridiplantae; Streptophyta; Magnoliopsida; Malpighiales; Linaceae
Source: the annotation of a GenBank genome assembly
UCUCCGAUCACUCCCGCCUCCUCUGCUAUUCCCCACCCUUUCGAAAUCCCGAACAACUGAAAUCUCCCUGAAGUCCUGUUGUUUUCAGCUCCGAUGGCGCCGGCGGGGGACGAUUUCGCGAAGGAAGAAAAGAAUCCCCCUCCUCUUGACGAAGACGACAUAGCGCUCCUUAAAACCUAUGGAUUAGGGCCCUAUUCGAACAGCAUUAAGAAGGAAGAGAAAGAGAUUAAGGACUUAGCUAAGAAGAUCAAUGACCUGUGUGGUAUCAAGGAAUCUGACACUGGUCUGGCUACACCAAGCCAGUGGGAUCUGGUAUCUGAUAAGCAGAUGAUGCAGGAGGAACAACCACUUCAAGUUGCCAGGUGCACCAAGAUAAUCAACCCAAAUACCGAGGAUGCCAAAUAUGUAAUAAACGUCAAACAAAUUGCUAAGUUUGUAGUUGCGCUUGGUGACAAAGUCUCCCCUACUGAUAUAGAAGAGGGCAUGCGCGUUGGUGUUGAUCGUAACAAGUAUCAGAUACAAAUACCAUUGCCUCCGAAAAUUGAUCCAAGCGUCACGAUGAUGACCGUGGAAGAGAAGCCAGAUGUAACAUACAAUGACGUUGGUGGUUGUAAAGAGCAAAUAGAAAAACUGCGAGAAGUUGUUGAACUUCCCAUGCUUCACCCAGAGAAAUUUGUGAAGCUUGGAAUCGAUCCUCCCAAGGGCGUUUUAUGCUAUGGUCCUCCUGGAACUGGGAAAACUUUGUUGGCUAGAGCUGUGGCCAACAGAACCGAUGCAUGUUUUAUUCGUGUCAUCGGUUCUGAACUUGUUCAAAAAUAUGUUGGUGAAGGAGCUCGUAUGGUUCGGGAGCUUUUUCAGAUGGCUCGGUCGAAGAAGGCUUGCAUUGUCUUCUUUGAUGAGGUUGAUGCAAUUGGUGGCGCUCGAUUUGAUGAUGGUGUGGGCGGAGAUAAUGAAGUUCAGCGCACAAUGCUUGAAAUUGUUAACCAACUUGAUGGGUUUGACGCUCGAGGGAAUAUCAAAGUGCUAAUGGCAACAAACAGACCUGACACCUUGGACCCAGCACUUCUACGUCCUGGAAGACUAGAUCGUAAGGUAGAGUUUGGACUGCCAGAUAUGGAGAGCAGGACUCAGAUUUUCAAAAUCCAUACGCGGACAAUGAAUUGUGAAAGAGAUAUUCGCUUUGAGCUCCUUGCACGGCUUUGUCCAAAUUCAACUGGAGCCGACAUCAGGAGUGUCUGCACUGAAGCCGGAAUGUAUGCCAUUAGAGCACGUAGGAAGACGGUGACGGAGAAGGACUUCCUGGAUGCCGUCAACAAGGUCAUAAAGGGAUACCAGAAGUUUAGUGCCACACCUAAAUACAUGGUGUACAACUAACCUAGACAUGUGCUUUUCGAACACCACCUAAUGUAUUUGUAGUAGAUUUUGUAAUUUGUUUCCAGAAUUACUUGUUGUACACCUUGGGAACACCACAUACCUCAUAUUUCUAAGCUAGUCAAAUGUUUCUGCUUUUGUUUUUGGUAACCUCAGAUUGGGUGUGUUUUUUUUUUUUUUUUUUUUUU